GGGAGAGAACGCGCAAAAGCUUGGGUGGAAAAUAUAAAGAAAAGAAACCAUAAGCCCCUCUCGUCAUUUAAAUCACAAACCGUGGAGCAGUAAGAAGUCAUAAGUAGUCUCUAUCCAUCCCUGAGUGUCUGUCUCGUGUGGAUUUGGCAGUUCGCUGGUUUGAUCAUUAUGGGCAGGAAAUGCUCACAUUGUGGGAACGUAGGGCAUAACUCAAGGACUUGCACAGCUACUCAAAAAGAAAGUUUAAGGCUCUUUGGCGUGCAGCUGGACAUACCAGCUUCGUCAUCUUCUCCUGCUAUGAAGAAGAGUUUUAGUGUGGGUAGCUUGCCAUCUUCAUCAACCACGCCUUCUUCUUCUACGUCAUCCAAUUCACCGCAGGUUAACACAGGCGACGAAUUUUAUCUCCUCUCCAAUGGAUAUCUCUCUGAUGGCCAAGUAGGGCGUACUCCAGAAAGGAAGAAGAGUGUGCCGUGGACCGAAGAGGAGCACCGGAUCUUUCUACUAGGCCUCGAGAAGCUCGGCAAGGGUGACUGGAGGGGUAUCUCAAGAAACUUUGUGACCACAAGAACUCCGACCCAAGUAGCCAGUCACGCACAGAAAUAUUUUCUUAGGCAAAACAGUCUCACUAAAAGAAAACGACGCCCUAGUCUCUUCGACGUUGGGAAUGGUACUAGCUCAAUCCAACCGGUCACUGCUAGCAUUCCUGAGGUCAUAAUUGAAGGCAACAAUAUCUUUGGAGGGUUACCAUUGAUGAGCACAGUAGCUUCUCCAAUUUGCACUAGUUUUUCUGAGUUGGGUUUAGGUGAUCAUCAUUCUGUAUUGCUUCCAUGUUCAAGUCCUGAUGAACAUGUCAGCUCCAAAACUUCCAGCACUCCUGGUCCCAGCAAAGCCUAGCUAACACUCACUGCCAGCCGCGCGCACCUCCAUUCUAGUCUCCCCUUCUCUUUAAUUAGCGUUGUCCUCUUUGAUACCCAAAUUUAUUUAUUUAACUGCCAAAUCGCCAUGAAAAUAGUA
Populus nigra (black poplar) is the source of this 1014-nucleotide messenger RNA. Its product is annotated as transcription factor MYBS3-like. Bases 169 to 894 code for a protein of 241 amino acids. The transcript has 3 exons. Lineage: Eukaryota; Viridiplantae; Streptophyta; Magnoliopsida; Malpighiales; Salicaceae. Gene Ontology annotation, biological process: response to ethylene; response to auxin; response to gibberellin. The record is from RefSeq and is a predicted model, not a curated record. Gene Ontology annotation, molecular function: DNA binding; zinc ion binding.